Messenger RNA from Pochonia chlamydosporia 170, 3360 nucleotides. Its product is annotated as ARID/BRIGHT domain-containing protein (SWI1). The transcript has a single exon. Gene Ontology annotation, molecular function: transcription cis-regulatory region binding. Gene Ontology annotation, cellular component: nucleus; SWI/SNF complex. Gene Ontology annotation, biological process: regulation of transcription by RNA polymerase II. The coding region runs from base 1 to 3360 and encodes 1119 amino acids. Lineage: Eukaryota; Fungi; Ascomycota; Sordariomycetes; Hypocreales; Clavicipitaceae. The record is from RefSeq and is a predicted model, not a curated record.
AUGAGCGCCUGGAUGAACGACGCCGUCCCCAACCACAAUGGAAACGGCUUCCCUCACAUCAACGAUCCCAACUCUGCCGGUGCCAUGAUGGAUCCCUCUGCCUUUAUGGCCAACCCGGGUCAGUUUAACCCGGGACAAUUUCCCAACCAGCAACAGAUGGCUGGUAUGCAGAAUGGUCCAAUGCGACACGGCUCGCCGACGUACCAGAAUCAAACCCAGAACCAAACCCCGAACCCGAACCAGAACCCGAACCAGAAUCCCGUCUAUCAAACCAACUCCGUAAUUCCAUCAAAACGACCUCGUCCCCGCGAAGAUAGCGUCACCGGGUCGCCUGGCCACAAUCCGGGCAUGCAACCGCCGUCGCGUUCGGAAACGCCGCAACAACAGACUUUUGCUGGCUUCCAGCAAGGCGCUGGUGCCAUGCCUCAGCAGAACCCAAGCCAAUUCCCUCAUCUGCAAGCUAAUGGCUCUGCCAAUGCCAGCCCAUCUCCUAUCAUGGGAAAUCAGAUGCGACCGGGAAAUGUCCCGCAACGAGUUGCUACCGCGUCACCUCAUCCCUUUUCACCUGGCCCACAGCAACAGUUCAGUGGCUCGCAAGCAUCUCCCAUUCCCUCUGAGCAUGGCACGCCACAACCAAACCAGUACAUGCAAAACAUGCCUCCCGGAUACAACCCCGGGUACGCGCAAUCGCCUUCAAAUCCUCGUCCGUCUCCCAAUCCCAACGCGAUGGCUGGCGCUCCUGCUGGCGGUCAGAUGAUGCCUCAGCAGAUGGGACAAAUGCCACAGCACAUGGGCCAGAUGCCGCCCAAUAUGUAUCAACAAAUGCAACAACAGAUGCAGCAACAACAACAGGGCCAGCAGCCAGGUCAGCAACAACCCGGUCAGCAACAACAGCAGCCAGGUCAACCGAGACAACAGGGGAUGAUGGAUCAACAGAAGAUGGCGGCGUACCAAAUGCGUCUGCAUCAGCAAUUACAAGGCAAUAUUCAGAUGCAGGCACAAAUGCAAGCCCAAGGUAUGGGCCGCGGCAUGAUGCCGAAGCAGCAGAUGCCUGGUAUGCCCAACGGCCAAAUGCCUCAAGGCGCUAUGAGACAGCAACCGAGGCCAAUGGGAAACAUUAAUCCUGAACAAUUUAUGAAGAACCUGACAACUCUGAUGACUGCGAAAGGACUGCCUUUGGACACGAAUCCCAUUGUCGGUGACAGACCGGUCAAUCUCGUCAUGCUGUUCCAGCUCGUACAAUCCAAGGGUGGCUACAAGAAUGUGACUGCGGCCAACGGUUGGGCAAUGUGUGCCCAGGCUUUGGGGCUGCCGGCGCAAAUACCUACCGUAGCACCGACCUUGAAGCAAGUUUAUGAGCGAAAUCUGGCAAAGUUCGAGGAGGUUUGGAUCGCACAGCAAAAACACAGGAUGAUGCAGCAGAAUGCAGGCAUGGCCGGUCCAGGAACGCCUCAAAAGCAGAUGCAGCCAGGUCAGCAACAAAUGAAUCAAGGACAGAUGCCGCAAGGCCAGCAGCAGCAAACGCCUCACAUGCAACAACAAACCCCAAUGAAACCUGGCCAACCUCCCGUCAAUGGAUUCUCGACCCCUCAACCACCACAGCAACAGCAACAACAACCUCAUCAGCAACCACCACAGCAGCCUCAGCUUCCCCCUCACGCACAACAACAACCACCCCAGCAGCAGUCUCAACAGCAGCAACCUAUGGCACAACAACAACAGCAACAACAUACCCCGAAUGCCAAUUCGGUAUCGGGGCACAGGAACAGCAUGUCAAGAGGCAUGGAUGCCCCCGCACCCAACGACUACUCUAUGCAAUCUCCGGCACAUGCUCGACCCGGUAGUGUCUCUGUUGAUGGCCGACAAGCCACUCCCAUGUCAGCUGUUGGUGUUGAACAUCACAUGCCUCGAAUGCCUCCGAAACCGGAAGACUAUAGCCCUUGCGCAAGAGAGCUGUCAACGUAUGGUGGAGUUGACCUUCAUGCUGCCAACCUUCUGGGUGCUGAGUUGGAGCGAUGGGAACCGACCGUACCCUCUGUGAAUGAGCUGGGCAACAUUGACAUCUCUGCCCUGACCCGCAGCAUCCAGUGCGGUAUUCAUGGCGAGGUACGCCUGGCUCUGGAUACACUGGCAACGAUUUCGUCGUCACCAAACCAGGGGCACUUCCUGCAUCUCAGAGCUUGUGAUGAUUUAGUUGAGGCUUUGGUAGACUGCGCAGAGUCUCAAGUAGAUCUACUUGUUGAGAACACAGCGGAGGUCACUGACGAAAUUCAACUCACAGCAUAUGAAGACGUUGUAAGAAGCUGCCGAAUUGAACGAUGGGCUGUGAGGGACGUCCCUGCCUUUGGAAGCACCGAGUAUGAAAUGGACCGAGCUGUGGAUCGAUUGAUUUGCAUAAUGACGAUAUUGCGCAACGUUUCAUUCCCCGGAGAGAACAACGAUAACCACAUCGUCCUAUGUGAAGAAUCCGUCGUCAAGAUGCUCUGCUCCAUCAUUCGCUACCUCGGUACUCGGACAAUGCUUCUGCGGACACACGCCAACACACUUGAUUUUAUGAAGGACGUGGUGGUUCUGCUCUCAAACAUUGCAAGCCAAUUAGAGAUCCCCGGUCGUGAACAAGCUUUGAGUCUUGUGCAAUUUCUGCUCACUUUUGCUCCGAUCCCGGGCCCAACAAUGUCCAACGACUCGCUUACCUUCACGCCUUACGACCCAAGCAUUCAUUCCUAUCUCCCCCAUGCUGUUGACGCGCUAGCUAAGUUGUUGGCUCGUGAUGAACCAAAUAGGGGCUUCUACAAGGCGCUCUUUGCAGUUGAUUCUUCUUCACCGUUGGCCAACGAGUUGCUCAUUCGAACCUUUGCUUUGGCGAUAUCUCCGCUGCCAGAUAAGGCUAAGGAACAAUUCCGACCAACUACAUUUCCGCCUCUGUUUGAGACGAGGAAGCCUUUCCUCAUGCAAGGUCUCCUUGGCGCGGAAAUCAUAGCUUCUCUAGUGCCGGGAUCUGAACCAGGAAUGGCUCGAGCUCUUCUUGCAUCUGGCAAUUGUCUUGCGCAGAACCUCAUCAAAUUAAUACAGGAACUUAGUAUCUUGUACGAAAAGCCACCUCCGCCGGCCCGUGGAGGUAGUCGAGCUGCGGCAGCCAGAAAGGAUCCGGAGCUCGUGUACAUUGUCGUUGUAGCCGUUUCCCUUCUACGCCGUUUGGCCGAAAAGGCCAGGGAUUCUGCUGGGACGGCAACGUCAGGUAUCGCAGAAUUGCUACCGCAACCGCAGAUGUUGAUGGACGCAUUGAUGAUGCAAUCUCCGGAGUGGACAAAAGAAGGGCUUCUCCCACAAUUGACGGCGGUAUUGAACUUGGAUGGAUGA